UUGUACCGAGAUGUCAUGUUUGUAAAGUAAUAUUUAUAAAAAUUAAACAAUAAGAUGUACUAAAGAAAAAAUAAAUCCCGUGUUAACUUCACAGUGAAAACAAAAAAAGUGUUAAAAUACAUUUAUCGUCAACAAUGAAAUCGAUGUGGGAUUUAGCCGUAAAGAAUGACUCUUGCUAACGCUACCGAGGAUAUGAAUAGGAUCCUAGAAUAUCUUACAAGAAAUGAUCACGAAUUAGAAGAAGUAAACACAAAAAUGGACAACUUCCAACAAGACGGACUAAUGACGGACAACUGGCCUGCCUCUGAUGAUUUCCUGGAAAAUAUUUUUUCCCUGGAGCAAGGCUCAUUGAAUUUCCUUGAAGAAUCAAUGCCAGACUUCUCUCUGGGUCCAGAGCCAGACAAUGUAUCACAACCAUCCGAGGCGUUAAGCAGUUCAUGCUCUGAUAGUGGACUUUCUAGUGACCAAGCAGAAUUCGACUUCGAGCAACAACUAUCGCCGUUCCUAAUUCAAAACUCAUGCGACGAAGAGGUCGGUUCCAUCGCUGGUCUAGAGCCCACCAGCCCAGGUGACGCGCAAGAUGUCAUCAUCCAAGAUACCGACUCAUCUAACAGCUCCAGUGGUGAACUCAUGGAGGCCAGCUUCGAUGUACUCGACUUCGAACAAAAUGUCGUGCCCGGAUUCAUUAACUCUAAUACAUUCCAAAGUCCAGGUAAAACCGGUAGGAAGCGACGUCUAUCCCAGACCCCACAGGUGGUCGUCCAACCGAAAGUACAAAAACCAUAUGUCAGAGUUUCCGCGACCUCCGUCCAAAAACCACAACUGGUUGUGAAGGCGCAACCAGAGAGGCCCGUCAAAAUAUCCAACGUCCAACUCUUGAAUUCACAGACUAAGGUGUACUCUAAACCCGUGGAGACAGUAGCCCCACAGAGAAGGGUAAUAAGAGUCGCUCCUAUGGCGGGCAAUCCACGAUCUAUCCUCCUGCCGGUCACCAUUAAAGAUAUGAAAGACCUCAAAUCAAUUAAGAUUAUCAACGCCGCUGAUCUUAAGAACGCAUCCAAUAUCAAAUUGGCGGCGGCCAAUCUUUUGUCUCAGAGCAAACUGCACGAUCUCAAAGUGGAGUCCCGAAAUGAAUACGAGUAUGACAACGGCGGCAACCAGUGUGAUGACUCUGGCAGUGAACGAAGCGAGGAUGACGAGGAAAAAGAUAGCCAGAUAAACGACGGCAAAAACGGGUAUCCCCGUCUCGUUCUAACUGCGGAGGAACGACGUCUGUUGGCGAAGGAAGGCAUCACGCUACCCACUAGCUACCCGCUCACUAAACACGAGGAGCGUGAACUAAAGAGGAUCCGACGCAAGAUCAGAAAUAAGAUAUCUGCACAGGACUCUAGGAAACGCAAGAAGGAAUAUGUUGACGGACUUGAAGACAGAGUAAAACAGUGUACAGCGGAAAAUCAGACCUUGAUCAGGAGGAUAAAGAUACUACAGUCGCAAAACCAAUCACUCACGGCCCAACUGAAAAGGUUACAGAACGUGUUGACUGGUGUGACGAGCGGACCGACCGGCAAGUCGGCACAGCCGGCGACGUGUCUACUAGUGCUGUUACUGUCUGUAGCGUUGGUCGCGUUACCGUCCAUGAGGGAGGAAACGCGUCCGCCGCGUAACGAACAACCGCCCGCCGCGGCCGCCGUCACUAGAGCCCUACUAUCCGCCAACAAAAUGGUCCUCGACGAGACUGUGAUCGAUGACGGCGAGUUCAACAUGGAAGAGCUUAUAACGUUCAACCGCCCACAUUCCGACCACGAUUAUCAGGUGGUGAAGACCUUGGAGACGCAGAAGCCCCUCCCAGGCGGAUACGUUGACCUCCCCAUCGAUGAAGACUGGCCGCCGAACCUCAAGAAACGCAUGAAAAAGUUGGAAUUCGACUACGAGGAUGGCAGGGACUACCUGCCGCCUAUAGUCAAGGAAGAGAACUAUGAACAUUUCUACAAAAUAGAUUCCAAGAUCCGGCCAGAGGACGACGCGCUUAACAUCGAUGACACCAACUUUUUAACCAAUACCCUAAUGUCUACUGGUAGAAAAUUAGGGGAACUCCUCGACGCGUUCCCUCCCAUUCCAGUAAAGAAUGAAGACAUUGUCAUAGAGGAAAUUUCAGAUUAUGACACUCGUAACACAACAGAAGUCAAAAGUUUUGUAGUCAACGGCACCCUCAGCGAUUUUUAAAUUCUAUCACUGUUUUAUUUUUAACUUUACAUAGCACAUAUCCUAUAUUUUUUAUUUCUAUAUUUUCUUGUUGCUUCUAUUCAGAUGACUAUUUUAUUAUUAUUUACAAAUGACCGUGAAGGUUACAAUGAAAUUAUUCCUUUAAAUUUAAGUUGAACUGAUUCCUAAAUUUGGAAUACAGCCUACCCUGAAUCGAAAGGGGAGUGUUUAUUAUAAUUUAGUCUUUUUAUUGUGAAAUCGUGAUUUUAUAUAAUUGUUAGAAUAAGUAUUAUGUAUAUCGAAGCGAACUUUGUACUGUCAGAUUACGAAUGAAAGUUGUUGAGUAUUUAUUAUUUUGAGAAAUCUAAAUUUAAUAUAUCAGAUAUAUUCUUUAUAAAAUAUCAUGCUUUGUUAUGCAGUUUAGAUUUAAGAGUUUGUUUUAAGCAUUUUGAUGUUACAAUUUUGACUUUGGUGCAAUUACGUGUAUCGUCUUGUGUUAGAUAAUAUUUCGUAUGAAAAGAAUUAGUUUUAAUUUAUUUGUCUACUAUCCUAAAGUGGAAUGUAACUAUGCCGUUGUCUUGGGAUCAACGAUAUUGGAAUGAGACGUUAGAUCGAAUAAACUAUGUAUGGAAUUAUUAGUAUUUUAA
This is a messenger RNA of Diatraea saccharalis (sugarcane borer), 2849 nucleotides long. NCBI's taxonomy places the organism in Eukaryota, Metazoa, Arthropoda, Insecta, Lepidoptera, Crambidae. The record is from the annotation of a GenBank genome assembly.